This is a messenger RNA of Fundulus heteroclitus (mummichog), 3272 nucleotides long. It is a transcript of the gene armc8, whose product is annotated as armadillo repeat containing 8. Gene Ontology annotation, molecular function: protein binding. Gene Ontology annotation, biological process: proteasome-mediated ubiquitin-dependent protein catabolic process. The transcript has 22 exons. The record is from RefSeq and is a predicted model, not a curated record. Lineage: Eukaryota; Metazoa; Chordata; Actinopteri; Cyprinodontiformes; Fundulidae. The coding region runs from base 76 to 2097 and encodes 673 amino acids. Gene Ontology annotation, cellular component: GID complex.
GCUCGCCUCUGAUCUGGGGGGCGGAGUGUCCGCGGAGUGCUGCGCCGAUUGGGGCGCCCGCUUGGAGGAAGAGAGAUGGCGUGCUUGUUGGAGGCCCCUCUCCGCAUCAGUGUGCUGUCUGAAGUCACUGCCACCAGUCGCCAUUAUGUUGACCGACUGUUCGACCCUGACCCACAGAAAGUGCUGCAGGGAGUCAUCGACAUGAAGAAUGCUGUCAUAGGAAACAACAAGCAGAAGGCGAAUCUCAUCGUCCUCGGAGCUGUACCGAGGCUACUUUACCUGCUUCAGCAAAGCUCAUCGAGCCAGCAGCUGAGGACAGAGUGUGCUGUGGUGCUGGGCAGUCUAGCCAUGGGCACUGAGAACAACAUCAAGUCCUUGGUGGACUGUCACAUCAUCCCCACUCUGCUUCAAGGUCUCUUGUGUCCAGAUCUGAUCUUCACUGAAGCCUGUCUUCGAUGUCUACGGACUGUCUUCAUUAGUCCAGUUACCCCUGUGCAGCUGCUGUAUACAGAUCCCACUGUGAUUCCCCAUCUGAUGUCUCUACUAAGCAACUCCCAGAGAACUCAGGAGUACAUCACGCAGAUCUUUUCCCACUGUUGUAAGACCCCAGAGCACCAGACGGUUCUUUUCAACCAUGGCGCCAUCCAGAACAUCGCCCCUCUGCUUAUCUCAGCCUCUUAUAAGGUCCGGAUGCAAGCGUUAAAGUGUUUCUCGGUCCUGGCCUAUGAGAACACUCAGGUCUCCAUGACACUGGUGAAUGUGCUGGUGGAUGGUGAGCAGCUCACUCAGGUAUUUGUUAAAAUGAUGCAAAGGGAUCAACCCGUUGAAAUGCAGCUAACAGCAGCCAAAUGUCUGACCUACAUGUGUCGAGCGGGCGCCAUCAGGACAGACGACAGCUGCGUAGUACUAAAGACGUUGCCCUGCCUGGUGCGCAUGUGCAGUAAAGAGCAUCUGCUCGAGGAGAGGGUGGAGGGCGCAGAGACCCUGGCUUACCUGAUGGAGCCUGACGUGGAGCUGCAGAGGAUCGCGAGCACCACCGACCACCUGGUGGCCAUGCUGGCGGACUACUUCAAGUACCCCAGCUCCGUGUCGGCCAUCACUGACAUCAAGAGGCUGGACCAUGACCUUAAACAUGCACAUGAGCUGAGACAAGCUGCUUUCAAGCUCUACGCCUCCCUGGGCUCAAAUGACGAGGACAUCCGCAAAAAGAUCACAGAGACAGAAAAUAUGAUGGACCGAAUAGUUAGCGGCCUAUCAGAAUCCAGCAUUAAAGUGCGGUUGGCAGCAGUGAGAUGUCUUCAUAGUCUUUCGCGGUCAGUGCAGCAGCUGAGGACCAGCUUUCAUGACCAUGCUGUGUGGAAACCCCUCAUGAAGCUGCUGCAGAACGCCCCAGAUGAAGUCCUGGUCAUGGCUUCCUCAACACUAUGCAACCUGCUGCUGGAGUUCUCGCCAAGUAAAGAGCCCAUCCUGGAGUCUGGGGUGAUUGAGUUACUGUGCAGUCUGACUCAGAGUGAAAGUCCUGCUCUGAGGGUAAAUGGCAUCUGGGCCCUGAUGAACAUGGCCUUUCAGGCCGAUCAGAAGGUGAAGGUGGAGAUUGUCCGGUGUUUGGGCACAGAGCAGCUCUUCCGUCUCCUAUCCGACCCCGACGCCAACGUGCUGAUGAAGACCCUCGGUUUGCUGCGCAAUCUGCUCUCAACGCGCCCGCACAUUGACCAGAUCAUGAGCUCUCAUGGGACUCAGAUCAUGCAGGCGGUGACCCUGAUCCUGGAAGCUGAGCACAGCAUAGAGGUCAAAGAGCAGACGCUGUGCAUCCUCGCCAACAUCGCAGACGGGAACACAGCCAAGGAACUCAUCAUGACAAAUGAUGACAUGCUCCAGAAAGUUAAAUACUACAUGGGACACUCCAACGUGAAGCUGCAACUCGCCGCCACCUUCUGUGUCUCAAACCUGAUCUGGAAUGAGGAGGACGGUUCUCAGGAUCGCCAAGACAAGCUGAGGGAGAUGGGUUUUGUGGAUGUUCUGCACAAACUGACGCAGUCAACCGAUCCCAACCUCAGCGACAGGGCGAAGACAGCGUUGCAACAGUACCUAGCAUGACUACAGUGGGCAGCGAUCCUCUACUGCCAGCCUAACUAACAAUCAUCUGGAGGACGCCUGCUGUUUCCUUUUUGGGUUUACUUUUGGUUUAAUAUUGAGACUUGCACAAAGACACCUUUGUUUUUCUUGGAGCUGGGGCCCACAUUUCUGCUGCCUCCCAGCCUCAGCGGUUCUACUCAGCCCUUACUUUUUCCCGGAGGAAGGCUCUGAGAGUGCGGUUCUUGGAAACGUUGGGGAAGUUUUUUAGUUUUUUCUGGUUUUUUUUUAGGCUGAAUCUUUUUGGAGUUUGGUGACAUCAGAUUCCCGAAGUGCAGUCGACCGAGACCUGCACCACUCGUGACUUUUUUUGGACUCCUGUUGGUGAACUUUCUAAUGCCAGAGACGCUCAGUGCUGUUGGACAGGAGAGCUUCCUGGUUUUCUUUUGGAAUUUUGGAUAAUUAUUGCUGUUAAUAUUAAUGUCUACCUAAGGCAUCAACUAGAAGGAUAUAUUUGGAAGAAAUGCCUAUUUUGAAACUUUGGGUGUUUUAUUUUUUUGUGGACAUAUACCUCGUAAAUAUGAAUAUAAAUAUAUAUAUAUAUAUAUAUAAAUUUAAACAUAAAUAUAUAUUUUUGGAUUCUUAUGUUUUCCUUUCUCUGCCCAUUGACUUCAUCUGUUUCCUCUUCACCAAGAUUCUCAGCACAGUCGAAACUGCAGCCUGAUUUUUAACACGUUUUAACCCUGAAUUUUGUCUGCAGGGGUAGAAAAUGAAAACAAAUAUAAUGAUCCAGAUUUCUAAGUUUCUGUUUUGUGGCCAUGAAGAGGCUGCCACCUCGGUCCAGUGUCCUUACAGUCCCCAUGGGAAAUGUAGUUCCAGAGCUGGUAGGGCUUAAUCUGAUCUGCUCCGUUAUUAUUGAACAAGGUUAGGAUUUGCUGUUACUAUCUCUGUAGCACCCCCCACCCCCCACACUCCUUGCUCUGUGUGCUUGUCAGAAUAGAUACAUGAACUGAGGAGAUGGAAGGGUCACCAUCCGCAGCACCAGAAUCAAGCACUUCUGAGAACGUUAGGCUCUGGUGUGGAACCUCUCCUCUAUUCAGGAUGGUCCUAGUGUUGCUCUAUGACAUUUCAAACCUUACUGAAGUUCUGAUAGAAUGAAUGUUAUAAAUGAAAAUAUAUGCAGACCUGCAGAAGGAUUA